AUGGCACACACUAUUCGUUGGGGUAUCAUGGCCACUGGCUGGAUCGCAAACACAUUCGUCCGCGAUCUCCUCAAAGACCCCAAAGCCCGCGACGCCUCAGACAUCGCCCACCAAAUUGUCGCCGUCGCAUCCUCCUCCUCCAAAGACAAAGCAACCCAAUUCAUCACCACCCUCUCAAUCCCAGACCCCUGCACGGCCUACUCCACCUACGAAGACCUCGUUGCAGAUCCCACCGUCGACGUAAUCUACGUCGCAACCCCGCACUCGCACCACUUCCAGAACGUCAUGCUCGCCCUGAACGCGGGCAAGAAUGUGCUCUGCGAAAAGGCGUUUACGGUUAAUGCGGCGCAGACUAAGAUUCUGUGUGAGACUGCCAGGGAGAAGGGUCUUUUCUUGAUGGAGGCUGUUUGGACACGGUAUUUCCCGUUGAGUGUGCAGGUUAGGGAGAUUAUUCGGAGCGGGGAGAUUGGGGAGGUGUUGAGGACGGUGGCGGAUACCAGUUUUGGUGAUGAUGUGGAGGAGAAGUGGGGGACGACGCAUCGGAUGGUGAAUCCUGAUUUGGCGGGUGGUGCUUUGUUGGAUUUGGGAAUCUACUCCCUAACCUGGGUCUUCCAAACCCUCUACCACACCCUCCCCAAAGACCAACGCAAACCCCCAACAGUCACCUCCCAAAUGACCCCCUACCACCUAACAGGCGCCGACGAAUCCACAACCAUCCUCCUAACCUUCCCAACCAGCACACCCACCAACACCGGCCACCCACGUGCCUCUCACGGCAUCGCAAUGACCAACAUCCGCGUCGCGGCCGACCCAGACGAACAGGGUACUUCGGGCCCCAACAUUCGUAUCCAGGGUACCAAAGGCGAGAUUCAGGUAUUUGGGAAUCCGUUCCGGCCGACGCGGUAUCGCGUUAUUCCUGUUAAGGGCAAGGGACAGGUGAGAGAGGUGGAGUGUGCGUUUCCGGAUGGGGGGCAUGGGAUGUUUUGGGAGGCGGAUGAGGUGGCGAGGUGUUUGAGGGAUGGGAGGUUGGAGAGUGAGGGGAUGCCUUGGGAGGAGAGUAUUGUUAUUAUGGAGGUUAUGGAUGAGGUUAGACGGCAGGGCGGGUUGGUGUAUCCGGCUAAGAUUGAGUCGACGGAGUAUCCGGUGCAGUUGUAA
Messenger RNA from Penicillium cataractarum, 1155 nucleotides. RefSeq names its product Gfo/Idh/MocA family protein. The transcript is spliced from 4 exons. NCBI's taxonomy places the organism in Eukaryota, Fungi, Ascomycota, Eurotiomycetes, Eurotiales, Aspergillaceae. The record is from RefSeq and is a predicted model, not a curated record. The coding region runs from base 1 to 1155 and encodes 384 amino acids. Gene Ontology annotation, molecular function: nucleotide binding.